Molecule: messenger RNA, 1029 nt
Organism: Penicillium canescens
Lineage: Eukaryota; Fungi; Ascomycota; Eurotiomycetes; Eurotiales; Aspergillaceae
Product: metallophosphoesterase family protein
Exons: 1
Coding region: 1-1029 (342 amino acids)
Biological process (GO): polyphosphate catabolic process
Cellular component (GO): cytoplasm
Molecular function (GO): endopolyphosphatase activity; phosphatase activity
Source: RefSeq, a predicted model, not a curated record
AUGACCCCCACCAAGGCUCCGGACAAGAUCUUUCCAAUCACAACAUUUAUCUCAGACCUACCGACCAACCUCAUCCAGCAGUACCUCCCAUCCUCUGAAAACGGCCGCAAUGGACGCUUGGUCAUUGUCGGCGAUGUGCAUGGGAUGAGAAAGUCCUUGGAAGCACUGCUAGAUAAAGUCGGCUUCGACAAGAGCAAAGGAGAUCAUCUCAUACUAGUUGGCGACCUAGUCAAUAAAGGGCCCGAUAGCCCUGGUGUUGUUGAUCUAGCCAUGAGUCUAGGAGCCAGCGCAGUGAGAGGUAACCACGAAAAUGCCGUUCUUAAUGCGGUCGUGGAAAUAACUGCCAUGCGGAAUAGUAGUCAAGUACAUCCCAGAGGCUUGGCUGACAGUCCAGCCGUACCUGAGACCCCGGAAGGGGAUACCGCCGGAGAUCUCGAGAUCCUUGACAAAGGUGUAUCUGCAACCGAGAUGAAGAUGAGAGCGAGCCCUGGAACCCAGAGUACAGCAAUGGCACUUUCGACGCACCAGCUUGACUGGCUUGCAGCUUUGCCUUUGAUCUUGCGCAUCAAUCUCCCUCAUAACUUAACAUCCCCCUUGGGUGACACUUUGGUUGUGGUCCAUGCAGGCCUCGUUCCUGGCAUCCCAAUUGAAGAGCAGGAUCCACAUGCUGUAAUGCAUAUACGGAGCCUGGUCCGUGAAUCCAGCAAUGGAAAUGGACUUACACCGACUGAAACUUUCAGAGAAGAAGGCUGGGUUAUGGAAUGGGAUCGGUGGCAAGACGGUCUAGCGUCCAACACGACGGUGAUAUUUGGGCACGAUGCAAAGCGUCGUCUGCAACGCGGCAAAUAUGCGAUUGGACUGGAUUCAGCGUGUUUAUACGGCAAUCAAUUAAGCGCAGUUGUGAUUGCGGCUCGCGAUGGGAGAAUUGAUCAUGAGAUUGUUCAAGUUGAAUGUGCUGAUACACCUGUGACGCCAACAGUGUCGGCGAAAGAAGGCGAAACGGAUACUUGUAAGAUAAAUAAGACGUGA